Messenger RNA from Benincasa hispida (wax gourd), 1086 nucleotides. Its product is annotated as A20/AN1-like zinc finger family protein. The record is from RefSeq and is a predicted model, not a curated record. Gene Ontology annotation, molecular function: DNA binding; zinc ion binding. NCBI's taxonomy places the organism in Eukaryota, Viridiplantae, Streptophyta, Magnoliopsida, Cucurbitales, Cucurbitaceae.
AAAGAAAAGAAAAGAAAAGAAAGAACCAGUAAAAAUAAAUUAUAAUAAUAAAAAAUUCAAUUAAAUUAACAAAACAAACACGAGAGAUAAUUAAUACGAAAGAAAAUAAAGAAAGAACGAAAGAAGAGCAAAGGCAAAGGGAAAUUGUCUGGAACUUUCCUUCCAGACCCAAAAGGAAUCUCCUUAGAGCUCAACAAACCGCCCUCUCCCUUCUUGUCGGCUCUUUUCAUUUUCUUCCUUUAUAAUCAUUUUGGAGAUUCCUUUGUUUUCCUUCAAACCCAACGCUUCAAUCCCCUAUUAUUCUCCCUAUUUCCUUCCAUUUGAUCUUCUUUUUUUAUUCACUUUCUGCCGAUUCAAUCAUCGCAAACAGAUUUAAUUGAGAUCGCAAAAGGAUGGCGGAAGAACAUAGAUGUCAAGCGCCGAAGCUUUGCGUAAACAACUGUGGAUUCUUCGGGAGUCCGGCGACUCGAGAUCUCUGUUCAAAAUGUUACCGAGAUCUGGAGGUGAAGGAACAGCAAUCCUCCUCCGCUAAACUCGCCUUAAACCAAACCCUAACAUCCGCCGCGUCAUCUUCGUUCGCGGAUGCCGCGUUGUUAAAUCCGAAACUGGCUUCAUCGGAAGCGAUUCAGCCUCUGGCGGAGGUGACGGAGACGAGGACCGAAGUGGUUCCGACGCCGGCGGCAACACAGCAGCAACCGAGCCGAUGUACGACGUGCAGGCGGCGCGUGGGGUUGACGGGGUUCAAGUGCAGGUGUGGGAUGGUGUACUGUGGGACUCACCGGUACCCGGAACAACACGGAUGUGAAUUUGACUUCAAACGGAUGGGGAAGGAUCAGAUCGCGAAGGCGAAUCCGGUGGUGAAAGGGGAGAAACUACAGAAGAUCUGAGAGGAGAGAGAGAGAGGGGUAAAGUGGUCUUCUUCUUCUCUUUUCUUUAUUCUUCUUUGGUAUAUGUCGCUCUCGCGUGUGCCGGCGCGUGGUGGGUAACCGAGGGGAUGGGCCGUUUGGAAAAUAUUGGUGGUUGUAUAAAUAUUCAAUAAUAUGAUCUAUAUUUUAAUUUCCAUUGCCAGACAUGGUUUUAUUGUUU